This is a messenger RNA of Tribolium madens (black flour beetle), 1924 nucleotides long. RefSeq names its product neuroendocrine convertase 1-like. Gene Ontology annotation, molecular function: serine-type endopeptidase activity. Lineage: Eukaryota; Metazoa; Arthropoda; Insecta; Coleoptera; Tenebrionidae. Gene Ontology annotation, biological process: protein processing. The record is from RefSeq and is a predicted model, not a curated record. The coding region runs from base 2 to 1924 and encodes 640 amino acids. The transcript is spliced from 8 exons. Gene Ontology annotation, cellular component: trans-Golgi network; Golgi membrane.
CAUGAUUCGACAACUUGUGAAAAUUUUAUUACUUUGCGUUUGUCAUAUUAUGGCAUUAAAUCAGGACGAAUUGGUGGUGAGAAUUCUAGGUGGUAUUGAAGAGGCGAAAAGAUUAGCUGCAGAAACGGAAUAUGCAUUUAAAGGACCUGUGCUUGGAUUUAAAGAUACUUAUAUUUUUAUUCCAAUUGACAAUGUUUAUCGUAAUUAUUGCAAGAGAGGAAUGGAAUUACACAAAAGAUUAUCUCAAGAUAAUAGGGUACUGUGGGCGGACGUACAAACGAAAAAAGAAAGACAGAAAAGAGAUUUGUUUCACUAUUUUCUCGACAAUUCUGAUAAAAUUGUACACAAAAAGCCACUUUAUCCUAAAGGAAAACCGUUUAAUGAUGAAUUAUGGACACAAGAAUGGUAUUUGCAAGACACAAGAAGUAGACCGGAUUUACCAAAAUUAGAUUUAAACGUUCUUCCAUUAUACAAAAAUGGAAUUACAGGGAAAGGAAUAAGAAUCAGUAUUCUCGACGAUGGUAUAGAAUACACCCAUGAUGAUUUAAAAGCAAAUUAUGAUCCGGAAAUCAGUUAUGAUUGUAACGAAGAAGACAAUGAUCCUCUUCCUCGUUACGACCAUUCUCAAUUUAACAGUCAUGGUACUCGUUGUGCUGGUGAAGUUGCAAUGACUGCAGAUAAUGGAAAAUGUGGUGUUGGAAUAGCUUACAAUGCAAAAAUUGGAGGAGUGAAACUCUUGGAUGGAAUAGUCACUGAUCGAAUUGAAGGUUCAGCUCUCGGCUACGCAUAUCAUUUAGUUGAUAUUUAUAGUGCCUCGUGGGGUCCUAAUGACGAUGGUAAAACAGUUGACGGUCCUGGAAGACUUGCCGUCGAAGCUUUACGUCGAGGAGUCACCAAAGGACGAAAUGGAAAAGGAAAUAUUUUUGUUUGGGCUUCAGGAAAUGGUGGUAAUAAAGGGGAUAAUUGCAAUUGCGAUGGAUAUUUGGCUAGUCCUUAUACAAUUUCAAUUGGGAGUGCUUCCCAAAAAGGGGAAUUUCCAUGGUAUGGUGAAGAAUGUGCUUCGACUCUAGCUGUCACAUAUUCUUCUGGAGCGUACAAAGACCAAAUGAUUGCAACGACGGAUCUUUAUAAUGAGUGUACGAUUAAACACACGGGAACUUCUGCUUCAGCUCCUUUAGCCGCCGGAAUUAUAGCUUUAGCACUUGAAGUCAAUCCUGAUUUGACUUGGCGUGAUGUUCAGCAUUUGAUCGUGUGGACGUCUGAAGUCGCACCUCUUAUACAGAAUCCGGGGUGGCAAAAAAAUGCUGCCGGCUUUUAUUUUAACACAAGGUUUGGUUUUGGUUUAAUGAAUGCUUUCGGUUUAGUUAAGGCUGCUGUUAAUUGGACGAGUGUGCCUGAAAAACGGAUUUGUGCAGUUACUCCACCUGUUCGACUUAAUCAAACAAUCACAUAUGGGGAACCUACUGUUAUAAAAAUAUUUACGAAAGGUUGUCGCGGUAGUAAGAAUCGUGUUCGAUUUUUGGAGCAUGUGGAAUUACGAACGACUAUUGAAUAUCCGAUUCGGGGUGUUUUAGAAAUAUUUUUAACAUCUCCAUCAGGAAGUAAAGUUGAAAUUUUGGCAAAGAGAAAACUUGAUAAAUCGUCAAAUGGUUUCAAAAAUUGGAGCUUUAUGUCGGUGAUGACGUGGGGAGAAAGGGUUGAAGGAUUAUGGACUGUUAACAUUUCGGAUCAAGUUGGACCUGAAGGAAAUAAUGGAUUUGUUAAAGAAGCUGUGUUAAUUUUUCACGGAACUGAACAAAUUCCGAAUUAUAUGAGACAAGGAUCCCGAAAUUAUAAUCUUAAUUAUAAUAGAGUUUAUAAUACUGCAAAUAAGAUUUUUGGAUCUGGGGAAUCUUAUGACGACAUUUAUUGGAAUCUUGUAUAA